Molecule: messenger RNA, 1577 nt
Organism: Fundulus heteroclitus (mummichog)
Lineage: Eukaryota; Metazoa; Chordata; Actinopteri; Cyprinodontiformes; Fundulidae
Gene: ing4
Product: inhibitor of growth family, member 4
Exons: 9
Coding region: 71-853 (260 amino acids)
Biological process (GO): regulation of DNA-templated transcription; positive regulation of apoptotic process
Cellular component (GO): nucleus
Source: RefSeq, a predicted model, not a curated record
CCCAUAAAAAGUCUGGAAAACCAGAUUGGUCCAUUUCGAGACGGAAGCUGCCUUGUUUACCUUUUCCAAAAUGGCGGCGGGGAUGUAUUUGGAGCAUUAUUUGGACAGCAUAGAAAACCUUCCCUUCGAGCUGCAGAGGAACUUCAACUUGAUGAGAGAUCUGGACCAACGCACAGAGGACCUAAAGGGACAGAUUGACUCUCUGGCUAAAGAAUACACCUCCAACGCCCGGACUCUCUCCUCAGAGCAGAAACUGUCCCUACUGAGGCAGAUUCAACAAUCCUACAGCAAAUGCAAGGAGUUUGGAGAUGAUAAGGUGCAGCUCGCUAUGCAGACCUAUGAAAUGGUCGACAAACACAUUCGCCGCCUCGACACAGACCUGGCUCGAUUUGAAGCUGACCUGAAGGAAAAGCAGAUUGAGAGCACCGACUACGAUUCCACCUCCAGUAAGGGGAAGAAAGAUGAAACAUCUGAUGCAACGUCUGAUGUCACACGAGACUCCAGGCAGAAGGAGAAGAAAGCCGCCAAAACAAGAUCUAAAGUGAAGAGCUCCGACGAAGAUGGAAGUCCCAAGAGUGCACAGAAGAAAGUCAAACUGUUUCAGCAAGGGGAAUUCAACAGCCCUUCCUCCAACUUUGGCAACGUGCACCCAUCUGAUGUGCUGGACAUGCCCGUGGACCCCAACGAGCCCACCUACUGUUUGUGUCAUCAGGUGUCUUACGGCGAGAUGAUUGGCUGUGACAACACCGACUGCUCCAUUGAGUGGUUCCAUUUCGCAUGUGUGGGCUUAACAACCAAGCCACGGGGGAAAUGGUACUGCCCACGCUGCUCUCAAGACAGAAAGAGAAAGUGAUUCACCUGGUCACUCUGGAACAAAACACAAAGCUCCGUUUGAUGGAAUAUGAGAAAAAUAUUUUUUUUGUUAACACAACUUUUGUUUAACAUCUUUGUUUUACAUUUGGUGCUUUACUCUUUGGUUUACACCCUUGGCUUGUUCUGAUGCAGUGUGUGAAGAGGCCAGGCGGGUACAAAUGUAUUUAAGUUGUUUUUUUCUUUAUGGAUUUUUUUUUAUGGAUAACUGUUUUUUUUUGUUUUAUAUUUAGUUAUCUUUGGUGCUCUUAUUGUGACUUUUUCUCUCUUUUUUUUUAUCCACAUAACUAAUAAACACUACAUCUGCCCAUUCUGAUUUUGUAGUUGUAGCUAUGAUACACAAUACUGUAUUCACAUGAUAUUCACAUGUACAACUGAAAAGUUUCCACAUAUUCUUAAUGAAAAUGAGCCUUGGAUGUUUUUUUUUUUUUUUCUUCCUGUAUCGUUAGCUUUCCGUUGUUUAAAUUUGAAACACAAUUUUUAGACACAUCAAGAUGACAAACCCUUUUUUGUGACCGCAUUAGAUAUAUGUGCUAGUGAACUAACCCAUUUUCAUUUAACAUUUUUUUUUAUGAGUGCUACGUAGAAUAUAAACUAAGACAUUUCUUGAAAAGUAUUGUCAUUUUCUGUAGCUGAAAUAUUGGUGCCGGGGUGUGGGGAUGAUUGGGCUGUCAAUCAUUUCAAUACAGCUACUACCUCAAAAAACA